ACAAUCUUUUCCGUAUACAAUCACUGCAGCUCACUCUCUCUCUCUCUCUCUCUCUCUCUCUCUCUCCAUAUUCAUCUAUUCGCACAGAAGAAAGAUCUUAUCAAGAUGUUUGAGCUAAGGUUGGUGCAGGGGAGUCUCCUCAAGAAGGUUCUAGAAUCGAUCAAGGACUUGGUGAACGAUGCCAACUUCGACUGCUCAGCCACGGGGUUCUCUCUCCAGGCCAUGGACUCGAGCCACGUGGCGCUGGUGGCCCUCCUCCUCCGAUCGGAGGGAUUCGAGCACUACCGCUGCGACCGCAACAUCUCCAUGGGGAUGAAUCUCGGUAACAUGGCCAAGAUGCUAAAGUGCGCCGGAAACGACGACAUCGUCACCAUCAAGGCCGACGACGGAAGCGACACCGUCACUUUCAUGUUCGAAAGCCCUACUCAAGAUAAGAUUUCGGAUUUUGAGAUGAAGCUCAUGGACAUUGAUAGUGAGCAUCUGGGGAUUCCAGAAUCAGAGUAUGAUGCCAUUGUUAGGAUGCCAUCAUUUGAGUUCGCAAGGAUUUGCAAAGACCUUGGUACCAUUGGAGAUACGGUUGUGAUAUCAGUGACAAAGGAAGGCGUGAAGUUCUCCACUAGAGGUGAUAUUGGCACUGCAAACAUUGUCUGUAGGCAGAAUACUUCAGUAGACAAGCCCGAAGACGCUACCAUCAUAGAAAUGAAAGAGAUGGUUUCUUUGACCUUUGCACUAAGGUACAUGAAUUCAUUUGCAAAGGCCACCCCAUUGGCAAGCCAAGUGACUAUCAGCCUGUCUUCAGAACUACCUGUUGUGGUGGAGUACAAAAUUGCCGAGAUGGGUUAUGUCAGGUUCUAUUUGGCUCCCAAAAUAGAAGAGGACGAAGCUGAUCCUUACGUAGAGACCACAUCUAAAGCAAAGGCUAAGCCUAAAGCGGAGACUAAGCCGAAACUGGAAAUCAAUCCUGAUGAGGAGAUGAAGCCCGAGGUGGAUUCUAACAUGGAGAACGAAGUGGUGGAGAUCAAGCCUGAAUUGGAGUCCAACAUGGAGCCUGAAGUGGAUUCUAACAUGGAGAAUGAAGGGCUGGAAAUCAAGCCUGAAUUGAACUCCAAAAUGGAGCCAGAAAGGGAAAGCAAUCCUCAAUUGGAUAUCAAGCCUAAGAAGGAAGCUAAUGUUGAAGUUCAAGUAAUGGACAUUGAGUAGUUUUAUCUUACAAGAUUAUCACUUCAGUGAAUAUGCCAUUUAAGUAGUUGGGUAACUUGAGGGCCUUCAGAUUUUGGGUUUUAACCAUUGUCUGCUAGGUGGAGUCCUGAGGGGAGAUUUCAGUUUUGUUCUGUGAGGAACAAUAUGAAAUGGCUUGGCCAAGCACGAGGUUUCUCUUUUUAUUUGGGUUAUGUUUUUGUUUUCUGAACUGUUUUUGUAUUAGGUUUUUAGUCCUCGUAAAAUCUAUUUAAUUUGUCCUCCGUUUAAUGUAAUCAACCCGUUUGUCUA
Molecule: messenger RNA, 1488 nt
Organism: Rhododendron vialii
Lineage: Eukaryota; Viridiplantae; Streptophyta; Magnoliopsida; Ericales; Ericaceae
Product: proliferating cell nuclear antigen-like
Exons: 4
Coding region: 106-1200 (364 amino acids)
Biological process (GO): mismatch repair; leading strand elongation; translesion synthesis
Cellular component (GO): PCNA complex
Molecular function (GO): DNA binding; DNA polymerase processivity factor activity
Source: RefSeq, a predicted model, not a curated record